AUGCUGCUCUCCGAUCUACCAGAGGAGCUCAUUCUCAUGAUCGGACGGCGGGUGACCUCCAUGCAAAGUAUGUCUGCACUGAUGCGAACCAGCCAUCAGAUGCAUCGUAUCCUGGGAGAGGCAUUCUACGAUCUGACCCCCGAGCGUAUGCGAUGGAGAGCGCUAGUAUGGGGGUGCCAGCAUGGCUUCGAGGAUCUAGCCCACGCGAUGCUGCAACGUGGAGGAAAAGCCAUCAUGGAUGAUCUUGACUUCCCCUUGAAGCUCGCUGCGAGGCAUGGAUACGCCGGCAUUGUGAGGUUGAUACUUGAUUCCAACGCAACUUUCAUCUUGGAGAAUUACGGCGCAAUUGUUAUUGCGGCUGUCAGAGGACACGCAGACGUGGUCCGCAUUCUGCUGGAAUACUCAGCAGCCGCAGAGGUAAACGUUGACCCUCGGCGGAGGUGUCUGCCUUGGACCGAGUUCUCCAUGGCUCUGAACGCAGCUCUUCGGGCUGGAAAUGAACGGAUCGCGUACAUUUUACUGGCCGACAACCGCGUCAGAAUGGACGCCUUGAGCUUGGAAGACGCUGCUCGGGGCGGCAACGAAAACCUUCUCAGGCUGUGUCUCAGAUCGUCGCCGUACCCAAUCGGCAACAGGAUUUCCUCGCCGGUGGCAGCCGCCGCAGAGCGAGGGCAGGAGGCUACGUUGAACCUGCUUCUUGGGCUUGGUUUCGAUCCAAACAUGCGUGAUCGCUUGCUUCGAACACCACUCGCGGUAGCUGCCCUGUAUGGAAAGGAGAACAUUGUUAAGGUUAUGCUGGACAGAGGUGACGUUCUGCUCAAUGCAGCAGACAAAUAUGGCCGAUCUCCCUUCCAUCAUGCCGCAGAGCAGGGCCAUAUUGCGAUCAUGAAUUUGCUUUUGAACACCAAGCAAGUCAAUGUGGACUGUGCCGACGUGAAUGGUGAAACGCCCUUCUUCUACGCAGUUGCCAAGGGUAAAAGGGAGGCUGCACAGUUUUUGAUUUCAAAGGGUGCCCGUCCCGACGCCCAGAAUCGCGGGGGGCAAACUUCGCUGUUCAAGGCCAUCGAGGAGCCUUCGUUGGAAAUGGUCAAAUGGCUGCUUGCAACAGGCCAAGUGGACCCGGAGUCUCGAGAUUUGAAAGGGCAGACGCCUUUGAUCUGUGCCGUCAAAGCGGGAGGCUUCCCUCUGUCAGUUGAUGCAUCCGGAAAGGAGCUCAAGGCCGUAGAUGCUGAGCGCGAGAUUAUCUCCCUCCUGCGCCAUGCAGGACCGCUGCCUUCAACUGGGCACCACACACGGUCAAAUGCCGCGCUCAGAGUGUUGAAGCAUCUCCUUUCACUUGAUCAAGUCAACCCGAAUGCUCAAGACAGAGAGGGUCGGACUGCCCUCUCUUGGGCUGCAUGGAAGUUCCAGCUGGAUAUCGUGCGGCUGUUACUGACCACUCGGGGGGUCAACGUGAAUACCGCGGACAAUGAUGGCUGGACCCCUCUGAUGUGGGUUCAAGGAACGGGCAAGCCUCGUAAGUAA
This is a messenger RNA of Penicillium cinerascens, 1524 nucleotides long. RefSeq names its product ankyrin repeat domain-containing protein. The coding region runs from base 1 to 1524 and encodes 507 amino acids. NCBI's taxonomy places the organism in Eukaryota, Fungi, Ascomycota, Eurotiomycetes, Eurotiales, Aspergillaceae. The record is from RefSeq and is a predicted model, not a curated record. The transcript has a single exon. Gene Ontology annotation, molecular function: protein binding.